This is a messenger RNA of Podarcis muralis (Common wall lizard), 4486 nucleotides long. RefSeq names its product chromosome 3 C1orf198 homolog (gene C3H1orf198). The record is from RefSeq and is a predicted model, not a curated record. NCBI's taxonomy places the organism in Eukaryota, Metazoa, Chordata, Lepidosauria, Squamata, Lacertidae.
UUUACGCGGCACAACACCCACGCGGCCCGCGUUGGCAGCAACAUCAAUGCCAAGUCCCGGGCUCGUGUGCAUGUGUGUGUGUGUCUUUUGUGUGUUUGUUUUUAAGGGGAGGAUGCCCGGGAGGCGGUCCUAAGAGCAGGGGGCGGAGCCAAAGGCUUCCGGGAGGCGGAAAGCGGAGCUGUGAGCGGAGCCGAGGAGAAGGAGGGCGCGGCGGCGGGCGGCCGAGUUGUUUUGUGCUCCCGGCUCGGCUGCGCUCCACGCCGGCGUCCGAGCGCGCGCCAGGGCCCCGGGGGGCGGCGAUGGCUUCGAUGGCGGCGGCGAUCGCCGCUUCCCGCACGGCGGCCCUGAACGGCAACCGGCCGCUGGACGAGCGGGAGCGCAAGCGCUUCAGCUACUUCUCGUCGCUCAACCCCAUGGCGCGCAAGAUCAUGGCGGAGAAGGAGCGCAUCCGCGAGCGCUACGGGCCCGAGUGGGAGCGCCUGCCGCCCCGCCAGCAGGACGAGAUCAUCGACCAGACCCUGGUGGAGCCCCACAUCCAGGCCCGCUACGCGGCGCACCGAGGGGUCGCCCGGGGACCCCCGCCGCCGGUCUGCUACCCGAACCUGCGCCUCAACACCGGCCAGAAGGUGGUGCACUUCGGCGACGAGGAUAUCACCUGGCAAGAUGAACACUCUGCUCCUUUCUCCUGGGAAACCAAGAGUCAGAUGGAGUUCAGCAUUGCUUCUCUGUCCAUACAAGAGCCAAGUGCAGUGGCAUUGCAGAGCGAACCAAAGCAGACCACCAAAACCGCUCCAGGGCCCCCAGCCCCCAAGCCCGCACAAGGUGCUAAAACGCCUAACUCAGAGGGGCUUCUGCCAGCUAGGAAAGAGGAGGAGUCGUCAUUCUGGAAGAUCAAUGCUGAGCGCUCGAAGUGUGACGGAGAACAGUCUGAGUUCUGUUCUCUGACCCCAAGCCAGAUCAAGUCCAUGGAGAAAGGAGAAAAGACCCUCCAGCCUUACUACAGGCAAGAAUCUGGUCCAAAAGAGGCAACCAAAGCAGAGAAGCCUAGUGCUAGCAAACCUGAAAAAUUGACCACCCCCGUUCUUGCUGCAACUUCAAUAGAAUGGGAAAAACCUCAACCUGGCCAGCCGAGUCCUCCUGAUGUUUGUCCUGAGCCAGUGGAAAAACUCUCAUCAACUGGGACCAAAAGUGAGGAGGCUGAUAGUGGUUUCCUUUCAGAAGUGCAGAGCAAUGCAAAUAACGUUAUCUUGAAGACCGGAUUUGAUUUUCUAGACAAUUGGUAAAGGACCAAAAUAGCUUCAGCUCAGUUUUGGAGGAAGAGAACAGGAACAUCUCUCUUCCAGUCUACUUUAUUUUAUUUUAUUGGUAUUGGCUUCUAUUUGACCUUUCAAACUAAUAUUUUUUCCAACUGUUUUAAAUGUUGCCUUUGUAUUUACACUUUUUUGUAAAACCAUAUGGAUAUUUGUAUUUUGAAAUUGUCCAGUGUUAGAAGUAUGGUUUUUUCUCUUUAUGAUUAUAUAGGGUGAAUUGUUAUAUUGGAGAUGGGACAGGAUACAUUUCCUAAUUAGUGUUAUGUGUUUUAAGGACAAGGUUUGAGGGAUCUGACCUAGAGAGAGAGAGAGAGAGAGAGAGAGAGAGAGAGAGAGAAGUUGAAGCCACCCGACAGAGGCACCUAUUUUCAUUUCAUAUACAAAAUAAACUACACCUUAUGGGCUGCAACAUGACUUAAAGAAAGCAAUUUAUGUGGAGAUGGUGCAGCGGCAAAACACCGUAGGCCUAGGUUCUGCUGAAGCACAAAGCUCAAAAACCAAAAUUAAUCUUAUCUGUUUCAAAUAAACUACACAGAAAAUUAAGGCUACAGAUUUUUACACUUUUAUUUUUGUAUAGGUAUGUUUAGUUUGACCAAAUUAUUUCUAAUGCUGAUAUUGGUAAUGUGGUAUGAAAUAUUUUUGAAAUGGAAAAGCUUUUACAAAGGAGGCUGUUCAAACCAGCACCGUAGCUAUACUUGGGAAAAUAAUUUGCCUAAAUGCAAAGCCAAUGCGGAGAGGGACAUGGCAAGAGAGAAGACAAAACCCCACAAAUACAUUUCAGUGAAGCUUCUCUUUUAUCUUUGAAAAAUAACUCAGUAAGAAUAUUUUGGGUGAAUACAACCUUGCAAAACAACCGAUUCUCUUGAGACCUCUUAGCAUUCCUCUUAAGAGUGGCAUUGCACACCAAUCUGUAGGAGUGUCAAUUGCCUCUUCCCUACCCCUCCCGCAAAAGAAAACUCUACAGUAAUCCACCAUGUUUGAAACUUGUAGGGUGGUCAAGUUCAAAAGAGGACAGGGGUCCUACAUCCUUUAUUAGUUGUGUAGAAGAGGGGAUUUCAUCAGGUGUACUUGUAUGACAAGGCGGUUAAAGGUGUUGGCAUUCUGUCCUCUUGAAUCCAGCCACCUUAUCAGAGAGGAUUUUUUUUUAAUUGUUUCAGUAAUAAUAAUAAUGGUAGUAGCAGUAGUAAUAAGCUUCUCUUGAAGGUAUCUUGACUAAUUUCUGGUGCUGCAUCCCUUAGUGAGGCUAGAAUUCCCAACAUGUCACACCCACACACCCUGAUGUGCUAAGUUUUUGUUAGUUUUUAAACUUGCAGAGAGCUAUUAAUAUGAUGGGUUGGUCAUUCAAAAAUGACACCCCUCCACUAUAGCUUGAAAUUAUAUCACCACCUCAGGAUUCUAGCACCUCCUUCUUUCUGCUGCAUAUGUAGACCAGGCCUCAUUGUUGUCAGCUAUUUAAAAUGUACGUGUGUGAGUAGAACUGUCGCCUGACAAUGCGUCGUGGUUUUCCAUUUUGCUUCACUGCUAUACCUAUCACCUUCGAGCCUUAAUUUCCCUUUACGCACAACUAGUGAUCUGUCCAAUCCAAAGCCAAAGGUGACUGACGCUCUGAUUUUAAAUUCUUGCAAUUUAAAAUCCCAAUAACUGAAUUUCUGGAGUAUUGACCCAAGGCAGUGGUUCUUUGUGCCAACUCGUGGAGAUCCCACAAAGUUUGCAUCGGACUACUUCUGUAGGACAAAAAAAGCAAACCUUACACCCUCUCUUUAUUUUCUGUGCUUUUUGUAACAGCACUUGCUAGUAGCCUCCGGGUAGCUUAUCGCAACCUUGAGAUUUCUGUUUGCGUGACCUCACACUAGUGUAUAAACUAAAACCUGAAAAUUCCUCUUCAUCUACAUAAGCUCUACUUCAGUCCACUUUCUGUACAUCCAAUCUCCUGUUCUCUCAAUGUACUCUGCAGGAAACAUAGAUCGCAACAAUUAAUCAAACCAAAUGAAGAGACUUCUUCUAAGUCUCUGUUCCAAAGACACGUCCAUCUGUGUUGCUAUGGAAAAUAAGAAAAUAUGGGGGGACACUAAAGGAAAUGCUGCUUCUGUGUCCCCAUCUCUCUCACACAUGGGUGUUUGUGGUAAAACAGCGAUGUAGGCAGGUUAAAUAUGUGCAUCUCUAAACACUCAGAUGCACACUCCAGAGCUCAGGAUAACUUGUGGGUCCCUGUGGCAUCUUUGGCGAUGCAUCUCUCCAUCACACGGUGUUUACCGUAGCAGCACCUGUCAUGCUGCGUCGCUGUGCUGCCAUGUUCCGUGUGAAUUGACUCUUGAGUAACAAGCAGCUUCCUGACACUGCUAGUUAUUCAACUUGGGAUACUGACAGUUCAAAAUGGCAGGAGGCUGAAGAGAUUUUAGCAGAAGAAAGCCUCUUGAAGUUCUGGUAACAGUUUGUGAGCGAUCUAUUUAUGGCUACGUUUACAAGUUUUUUGAGUCACUUUAAUAUUUGUAAAAUAAAUUCAGAAUGGUUUUUUAAAUUAGAAAAAACAUUUGGUAUUUAAAAAGCAACAAAACGCUAUGAUUGAGCACAAGUUCUACAUGCAUGAAGGCAUUUCUGAUUCACAUUUUGGCAUUUGAAAGGGAAUAUUUGCAAUCUUAUAAAAGCUGAAUAAUGUGAAGUGUGACUUUUUUUAGUUCAGGUCCUCUUCUCUGUGUUGACAACUUCAAGAAGCAGAUAUUUUCAGUUUAACAGACAAGUAAUGUCACUUUCCAUAUUUUUUUUGGCCCAUGAAAGAGAAUGCCCUAAGCCCUAGAGAAGCAUCUUUUUAAAAUCUCUGCUUUCAUGCACUGACAAUGGAUAAACGGAUAGGAUCUGUGUUAUUUUCUUCUUCUGUUCUCUUGUUUUGGAGUCUUUCAUCUUAUACACUUAGGGUUUACUUCCUCUAAAGUGUUUGUACACAGCCUAUUCCCUACAGUGAGGCUAACUCAGAAGAUGUUGAUAGAUUGUACUCAGUGCAACCAGCCAGCAAAUGUCUACUGCAGAAAUCUUUACUCUCCCUUUCCCUUUACUGUGCUUUGAUGGCUAAAUCGGAUGCUUCUCCCUUUCUUAGAUAUGUUUUUAUUGAAGUUCGUAUUCAAAAUACUUGGUCACAUUUUGUAUAAAAUUACUUCUUAAUUAAAGGCACCUGACAUAAA